AUGGCUGAUCCAGCCAAUGAAUCACAUGAGUAUGAGUGGGUGACAGGUUAUUCAUUCUCCGAUGGAACUGUCAUCCUCUUGUUGGGAAUCCACACAUUAUUAGUAAACAAGGUCAAGUUUUCAGAGGAAUGGGAACUCCUCCAGGCUUUGGUAACCAUUAUAUUCAAUUUUGAUAACACUAUUGAGGGUCAGCCAUUCAUCCGGUUGGAUGACACUCAUGAGUUUUUUGAGCUUGCAAUGCUCGAAAGGCUCACCUUCAGAUACAGGAUGCACACUGCCCACAAAUUCAUGAAAGACAGAGUCCUCACCUGUUUCUCCCCCAAUCCCAAGAAAGGCAGAAUAAUAAAGAUACUCCCUCUUACUUUCUACCUCAUUUCUCAGACAAUGCCUGAUAUCUUGUAUGAGAGUGCUAUUGCACUGGCAUCAUGGUGCAAGGCAGUUGUGUCCAACGUGUUUGGUAUUGGGCCUGAGCCAGGUGUUGGAUGCAACACACACAAGAUUUGUGAGACCCACUGGGCAAAGCUAGCCACCAAUUCUCCCCCACCCCUUGACAAGCUCGAGGUCAUUGAUAUCUUCCUACUUCUUCUGUACUUCGACACUUUCACAUGUGCACAGCACCCAAUGUUGUGCAUCAAGUGUGCACAAGUUAUGCAUAGACAUUGCAAGGAGGAGCAUCAUCAGAUAUGGCUGGGGCUUCUCAAGCUUCAAGGUCUGUCUGAGAAGGACAGAAAAGCAUGGCUGCUCACCUUGAGCGAUGAUUUUUGA
Laetiporus sulphureus 93-53 is the source of this 765-nucleotide messenger RNA. RefSeq lists its product as uncharacterized. NCBI's taxonomy places the organism in Eukaryota, Fungi, Basidiomycota, Agaricomycetes, Polyporales, Laetiporaceae. The transcript is spliced from 4 exons. Bases 1 to 765 code for a protein of 254 amino acids. The record is from RefSeq and is a predicted model, not a curated record.